AGGCGGUAACGGCAACAUUCCGAAGACGACAUGUCCCCGCAGCAGUUAAGAAAUUCCACGAUGGCGCAAGCACGCGCACAGCCGCUGGUCUGUGUUGUGAUGGGAGAGAGCGGCGCGCGCGCGGGCACACACGUGGCCCCUGUUGUUGUUGUUGCUGCCGCCGACACUCGUCUUGUGAUCACGUGGGUCGCCAGCUCGCUUCCUAAUUGGCUGACUCUGGGACAGUGAACACACUGGCGACUCCACGAGAAGAAGAAGAAGAAGAAGAAGAAGAAGAAGAAAGUGGACACACGCACAAACACCGCGGAAAGAGGAGGGGUAGCGAAGGAAGGAGAAGGGGUACCAGGUUGUUUCCAAACAUCUUUGACCGGAAAGCGAGGGAGGUGAUGGCCGACAGCCGCGUAUUUCCCCUGUGGCGGGGGCUCGGGGCCGGCGUCGGAGGCGGCUGGAGCCAAGGCUGGGGCCGCUGCCUGCGAUGGGAGCCCCCCGCCCAGGUGGAGGGGGCCCGCAUCCCACUGUCCGAGUACCCGGUGUGGUUGGUCAUCUGCCGGGGGGGGCGCGCCCGGCUCAGCGAGGUGUGCCAGAGAGGCAAGGGCGCCAUCAGACUGCCCACGGAGAUGCUCAGCAUCAAGCUCCCGCCUCUUUUUGACAUCCAUCAGAUUCCCAAGGUGUUCCGUGAGGACGGCAUCAUGUCCGGUUACCGCCACCCGCAGAGCUCGGCGCUGGACUGCGUGCUCAGCAGCUUCCAGAUGAACAACGAGACGGUCAACAUCUGGACGCACUUCCUGCCAACGUGGUACUUCCUGUGGCGGCUGGGCGUCCUGUGCUCCACCAUGAACUUCCUGAGUGACAGCUACACCUGGCCGCUGUUAGCCUACAUGCUGCUCAUUUGCAUAUACCCUUUCACUUCCUGUCUGGCCCACACCUUCAGCACCAUGUCGCAGGAGUCCCGACACAUCUGCUACUUCUUCGACUACACCGCCCUCAGCCUCUACAGCCUUGGAAGUGCCAUCAGCUACGGCUCCUACGUGAUGCCCGACAGUUGGGUGAACGGUUGGCUCCAUCAGCACUUUGUCCCCAUCGCCGUCGGCAACACUUUGUUCUGCACCAGCCUGUCCUGCUACUCGCGGUUCCUGGAGGUCCACUCCCCAAAGAAGAGCAAGAUGUUGAGGACCAGCGCCUUUGUGGUUCCAUUCAUCUUUGACAGCAUGCCCAUUUUCUACCGGCUCCUCCUGUGCUGCGGGGGCAUCUGCAGCCCCAGCGAGGCCGUCCCCAGCCACUGCUACCAGGUCUCCUUCGCCCUCCUCACCUGCUUCCUCUUCACCUCGCACCUCCCUGAAAGGCUGGCCCCCGGACGCUUUGACUACUUUGGCCACAGCCACCAGCUCUUCCACGUGAGCGCCGUGGUCGCCACCCACUUCCAGAUGCAGGCCGUCAUCACUGACAUGACCUCACGGAGGGCGUGGCUCGUAGCCCACGGAGCCGCGCCCUCCCUUCUCGGCACCAUGGGGGUGCUGGUGGUCAGCCUGGUCCUCAACCUGGGCAUCAUCGCCAUCUUCAGCGCGCAGCUGCUGUGGAGGCCCCGCCGGGCGCCGCCUGGCGCCGACAAGGAGCGCUGAGGGGCGGGGCCCGACGUCUUUAUUUAUUUUUUGUCGACUCAGGCGCUGAAGACCCAGGUGGGUGUCAUGUCUUCUACCUUUCAUCCACGCCGGGUCGCAGGAAGCGCUGCCAAGUUCCCAAAACCUGAAACUGGAAGCCUUCGUGGCCACCGGGUGGUGCCAGUGGGCGUCUUCCGAUGAGUUUCUAUGGCAACCGAGGUCCACUGCACCAGCACAAUAGUCCUCACAAUUACUAUAAAUACUCUAUAAAACUGGCACUAAAUAUUCUUUAUUACUAUCAGAUGUAUUUAUUAUUAAAUAUGCAGCAUUUUUAGGGGCAGUAGCAGCAGGACUUUUACAUUUUUUAUCUUUUUAUAUCAAUUAAUAAUGUUUCUUCUAGAAAAUAUGACUCACUUUUUUGUUAUAUUUGCAUCAUUUCCUAAAUUAAAACUAUUUUCUCCUGCACUCUUUUAACCUUCCUCUUGUGUAGCAGACAGGAAGUUGAGCCAAAAGCGCUUUUUUAAUAUUUUUUAAAUCAUUUUUGAAUCGGCAGCAACUUGUAAACGCUUGUCACACUUCCACAACUUACACAAGUACUUGCAAGAAGGUCUCAAUGCACGUGUUUUUUUCAACAAAAGGACUGUGAAGGGCGUCACAUGUUGGUGGAAGGUGAAGGGUCACAAAGAGUACACACACACAUACACACACACACAUACACACACACACCCAUACAAAAAUACACUGUUGUCUUCUUAAAGCCAGUCAAAGUCUUCCUUUCAAAACACGCCAAUUAGUUUUGAUGAUGGCGUUUGAGUCUUGGAUGUUGGAUCGCGGGAUUUUCUUAGGUGGGGGCGACUGGACAGAAGCAGAACUAAAAAAAAAAAAAAAAAAAACUGGGUGCUUUUUAAGGUUUUAUACUUUGGAUAUAACGCUCAGAAAAAAUACUGAAUGUAUUUAAAAAAAAAUGUAAAAAAAAAUAAUAAUUUGAUUUGUAUAUGUCUCAUUGAUGCGCUAGAUUAGUGUAAUAAAUGAUGCUUUUAUUAAAAUGACUUUCUCACGACAUGUUUCUUUUAUUUAGCUUGGGGGAAAACUUGGAAUUGGCGCAGGGAGACUGCUUGUACUUCCGCUUGUACUUCCGCUGUUACUUCAGGAAGAAACAUGCAGGGUCACCGAAUGACCACAAGAGGUCAGUGUCGCUCGACAAAAAAAAAGACCUUUAAAAAAAAAGCUUAAUUUAAUCAAUAAAUCUUAAAUUUAGAUAGAGAAUUUAAAAAAAAAAAUUAAUAUAAAUAUAUAGCUAUUGCAAAGAAUAUGACAAAUUAUUUAAAUAUAUUUAUGUAAGAAUGAUAUAUUUAUGAUGUAAGAAAUAAAUUGUAAAACACUAAUAAAAAUCAGAUUGAUAAAAAUACUUAAAAAUUUGUAUAAAAAAUAAUAAUGUAAUCAUGCUCAUUUCCAACUAAAAUACUUUCCCUAAUAUACAUGCAAAGCAAUAUAAAUGUAGCAAAAAAAGAUUUUUUUUUUACUUUAAUAGUGUACUACAAUGAAUACUGUUUCAUUUUUAAAGAGCAGGAAUUCAAUGUAAAGGCAGCAUACAAUAAUGAAUAAUAUAAUAAUAAAAUGAAUAAAUUAGCAGUGUACAAAAUGAUCAUAAAUAGUAUAAUUUGCUCAGCAUAUAUUAAAGUGUUUAGUCAUAAUAAUAAUAAUAAAAAAUAUGAACAGUCUAAACAUGUAGAAUAAAAAAUAAUCAUCAGAAUAAUAAUCAUCAUAAAGAACAAUCAAACGGAUUAGCUAUGACAAUGCACCCAAAAAAAUUAAAUAAAAUUAAUACUUUACUAUAAUGAAUACUAUUCUAUUUUUUCAUAAAUAUAUGUUAUAUAAAAAUGUAACUAAAAAAAACAUAUAUAUUGUGUUGUAUAAUAACACAUGUCAAAAGAGCAAAAAUGACAUUUGCUCAUCUGAUCCAAAAAUGUGAAAAAAAGCAAUGCUCCACUGGAAUGGAUGAAAAUAAAUGAAAUAGUCAUUAAAAAUGAAUAAUAAUACACAAAAAUGAAUAAUAGCAGCAUACACACAAAAAAAUGAAAAUCUCCAUAAUUAAAAACAACACUGUAUGGAAUAAUAUAAAAGAAUAGAAAAUUAGUUACAAAUAUACACAUUUUAACCCAUUACAUAUCAAUCACAUACAUAUCAAAUAUAUAAUUAUUGAAAAUAAAAAGUGUACGACCAAUGCUAAAUGAUGUCAUGUAGAAAAUGUAUUCAAAUAUUUUUCUAUACUCCAAAAAAAGUAUGAAUUUGGACAUGCAAUAUAGAUAUGAAUGCUCCAGUUGAAGUUUGACUUGACUUGACCGUGACUGGAAGUACUGCCCGGCACUUCCUGUGCAUCAUGUGACUCCUAACUGCUUCUCUCAAAUCUUCCUUCCAUUUGAAGCUCCUCAUUUUUGCAGCUCUUAUUAUCAUCCUCCGUAUUAGCCAGCCUAUUGGGUGGGGGGUGAGGUGUGGGGGUGGGGGUGGGGGGGCGUACUGAAUGGAAGGGCCUGAUGAUGAAAAAGGCAUUGAGAGCACAAAUGGAGCUCUUGAGGGGACGACGGGGACAAACAAGCCGGGUUGGCCGUGCAGCAUCUCCUUGUAGACGCGGCAGCAGGAAACAAUGAGCCCCCAAGAAGUACCCCCCCCCCCCCUCCACCCCCUCCUUUCACAAAGGGGCGAUGGAUGAUAGCAUUACUCACUAUCCAUUACUAGUCCCCGGAGAAGCGAGCAGGAUGAGGAUGAUGAUGAUGAUGAUGAGGAGGGUGUUGAUUAUGAAACGUGAUUAUUUCUUUUCAUCGAGCGGCCGGCGGAUGAUUAGCCGCUGAAAAUAAUAGAAAGCCUCUUACCUCAACCACGACUAUGCAUCCAUUCAUUAGGAUUGAUCGCGUAAUAACAGCGGUGAGACGCUCCACUCGUCUUCUUUUUAAGCAACUUGGUUUAUUGUGGCGGGCACAGCAUAUACAAACACACGGAAGCUCAUAUAUUCUACUACACAUGGAAACGGACAAACCGGGCACUGGACUGUACAUCAAUAUUUACACUUCAUCCUCGGGACUGGACUUUUUUUUUUUUUUUUUUUUUUUUUAAGCAUUCCA
This is a messenger RNA of Doryrhamphus excisus (bluestripe pipefish), 4717 nucleotides long. RefSeq names its product progestin and adipoQ receptor family member VI (gene paqr6). Gene Ontology annotation, molecular function: signaling receptor activity. The record is from RefSeq and is a predicted model, not a curated record. Gene Ontology annotation, cellular component: membrane. Lineage: Eukaryota; Metazoa; Chordata; Actinopteri; Syngnathiformes; Syngnathidae.